CUCUUUCUCCACAAAACAAAAGUGAUAACGGUUCCAAGUGUUUCAAUACCUUCAUUUGACAUUGCUAAGUUCUGGUUAAUAUUACCACUGUUUUAAAAAUAAUAAUUAAAAUGACAGUUGGUUCAUCUAAAACGAUUCCUGCAUUUUAUGCAGGACAAAGUAUAUUUUUAACGGGUGGAACAGGAUUUCUGGGAAAAAUAUUAAUUGAAAAAAUAUUACGAUCUUGUCCAGAUGUUCGUGAAAUAUUUGUAUUGAUACGUUCCAAAAAAGGAUUAACUAUUAAUGAAAGAUUCGAGAAAUUAUUAAAUUUACCGAUAUAUGACAAAUUGCGCAAAGAGCAUUUUUCGAGUUUUGAGAAAAUAAUUCCAAUUUCUGGCGAUGCCAGUGAGAAAGAAUUAGGUUUAUCGGUUGCGGACAGACAAAUGCUGGUUGAAAGAGUAACUAUAAUAAUUCAUGCAGCGGCGAGUGUGCAAUUUAAUAAUAGUUUAAAAUAUGCUAUAUGUACUAAUACCAGAGCAACAAGAGACAUCUGUAUUUUAGCUCAAAGUGUGAAGAAUUUAAAAGCAUUAGUAUACAUUAGUACAGCAUUUGCACAUUUCAAUAAAGCAUUCAUAGAAGAAAAAGUGUACCCACCAAUAGCUGAUUGGCGGAAGAUGAUCGAAAUGGCCGAGACGUUGGACGAGCAUACUUUGAACGUUUUUAUGGCUAAAUGUUUAUAUUAUGCUCCCAACACAUAUAUUUUUUCGAAGAAUCUAGCGGAGAGUAUAAUACAGGAAUAUUCUUCCUCCUUGUCUUGUGCGAUCAUUGUGAGACCAUCUAUUGUGGGGCCAUCGCUAGACGAGCCUAUUCCAGGAUGGAUAGAUAACGUUUAUGGUCCAAUGGGGCUUUUCAUUGUUGGUGGAAAAGGAAUAUUACGAGUAGCCUACCUAAAUAAAACUGUUGAUGAAGAUGUGAUACCAGUAGAUGUUGUCAUCAAAGCUACACUAGUCGUUAUUUGGAAGCUGAUCACCUCUACAGUAGGUUCCUCAUCUUUUGUUUUGAAUUGUACAAGUCAACAAUGCAAUACGUUUGGACAAGAUAUACAGAUGUUAUUCGAUAUUACAAAGAAAGAGAUACCUUUGGAAGGAGUUAUUUGGACACCUCAUACAAUAUUGAUUGAUAAUUUUGUACAAUUCUAUACAUUAACAAUAUUAUUGCAUAUUCUGCCAGCUAUAUUAAUAGAUCUGGUUUUAAAAUUUUCUGGGCGUCGACCUAUGUUAUUACAACUGUUAAGAAGAAUAUAUGUGGCCAAUUGUGCUGUGAGUUAUUUUUCGUUCCAUAAUUGGAAAUUCAGCAAUGUAAAUGGAUUGUCUCUAAUGUCUUUAAUACCACCUGAAAACCGGGAGGAAUUUACUCCUCAAUUUUACGGUUACAAUCGCAUAAAUUAUAUUAAAAAUAGUAUCAUAGGUGUAAAAAAGUUUCUUCUUCACGAAGAUGUAAAUUUUCUUCAAUUGGAUGCAGUUAAAGCACGUAAUAAAAGAGUGUUCCUACUUGUUAGAGUGAUAAAAACUAUCCUCUCUAUCGGUGUACUUUGGAUUAUAUAUAGAUGGAUCUACUUUUAUACAUUAUAA
This is a messenger RNA of Trachymyrmex septentrionalis, 1610 nucleotides long. It is a transcript of the gene FarO, whose product is annotated as fatty acyl-CoA reductase 1. Gene Ontology annotation, cellular component: peroxisome. Gene Ontology annotation, biological process: long-chain fatty-acyl-CoA metabolic process. The record is from RefSeq and is a predicted model, not a curated record. The transcript has 9 exons. Bases 111 to 1610 code for a protein of 499 amino acids. NCBI's taxonomy places the organism in Eukaryota, Metazoa, Arthropoda, Insecta, Hymenoptera, Formicidae. Gene Ontology annotation, molecular function: alcohol-forming very long-chain fatty acyl-CoA reductase (NADP+) activity.